AUGCAUACUCGUGCAUCGACCAGAAAGGCCGAAUCUUCAAUGAUUUACUCUCGAAAAUACCAUCCCGAUGCCACGCUCUUGCUUAUUGGAUUCUUCGGGGCGGGAAAGAAGACCCUUGGCAUCAUCGCUUCGGUAGCAUUGCACCGCCGCUUCAUCGAUUUCGAAGCUUUCUUCCGGGAGAAGACCGAUUUGUCGCCGCAGGCCUAUAUCGCAGCGCAUGGAUCGGCUCAGUAUCGCACUGUCGAGGAAGAUCUGACCCGAGAGCUGCUCACAAAAUGCAGCAACGGCUGCGUGAUUGUCGGUCUUGGAGCUUUGGCGAGCAACCAGCAGCAAAUCUUGUUGAAAGAUUUCGCACAGGAGCAUCCCGUGGUCUACGUGAGGAGGGCUGAAUCGGAAUUGCGACGGUACGUGGGUACCGGUACCAGCCAGGACAAGUUCGAACGCGUCUGGCAGGUGGGCAAUACGUUCUUUGAAACCUGUUCCAAUUUCGAGUUUUACAACCAGACUCAUACCGAUAGUCGGGACUUUGAACGUCAGCUUCCUUCAAGUCUGAAGCUCAAAGAGACAGAACGGCUGUUCGUCGAGUUCGUUCGGCGCAUUUACGGACUGUCGCACCGGUCUCCUUUCUCAUCUGAGGUGUCUCCUGAGGUGCACACGUUCGCUUUACAGGUACCACUGGAUUGGUUGGAUUCGUGCGGGAAUUUUGAAAUACUGGAUUCUGGAGCUGAUGCUAUAACCUUGCUCAUCGACAUCGACGUCGACGGCAAGGAUCAGAACCGACUGCAGAGUCAACUAGCAAGACACAUGGCCACUUUGAGACUGCACUCUCGUGUCCCUGUAGUCGUGGAUAUCGGAUUCUCACCUAGAAAAAUAGACACCUAUCGUUUGGUGCUGGAAAUGCUUCUCCGACUUGUUCCAGACGCUGUGACCUGCUCUCUCUCCUGCCCGGAUGAAAUCAUCCAAUGGUUGAAUAGUACAAAGGGAAGCAUCAAAACGAUUGCAACAUGGCAUCAACCGACUCCGUUGGGAAUAGAUGCGUCUCAAGAUGCUCACAUCCCUGUCGAGAAAGCAACCCAAUUUGGGUUUGACUGCAUUCGCAUAACUGGCGAGUCCUUUUCCAUUGAAGACAACCUCGCCUGCGUUGCCUUUCGUCAAAGACUGAUACAGAAAUCAACCAUCCCAGUUAUUGCUUACAACACUGGAAUCUCCGGUCGAGCGUCCAUAUGCCUGAACCCUACUCUGUCACCGGUGGUCCCCACUUCCAUGGACGCCACAGCCGUCACACUCUUAGACGCGCAAAAAGCCCUCACAUCCUGCUACCUGACCACAAAGAUGCGGUUUACCCUGGUCGGCCAAGCACUAGAACAUACUCUGUCCCCCGCAAUGCACGUCGCAGCGUACACAGCCUGCGGGCUUCCACAUAGCUACGAAGCUGUGCAAGCAGCGACGCUCUCCGAAAUACGCAGGCUCCUCGAAGAUGGAAGCCGCAGCGGCGUAGCGAUCUCCAUCCCUUACAAAACAGCCGUCCUACCAAUGUUGGACGAAAUCAGUCCAGAUGCCAGGGACAUCAAUGCCGUCAACACAGUUGUUAUCAAGCGGCGCCGUCAAGAUGGACAAAUGGCCACCACGCGAAAAGGGUAUAAUACUGACUACAUCGGAGUGAGGAAUUGCAUCCACAAGCAUCUUUCCCCAGCAAACGCCAUCCGGGAUGGAACAACAGUUUUAAUUAUUGGGGCGGGCGGCAUGGCACGCGCAGCUAUCUAUGCCUGCUACAAGAUGGGUGUCCGGCAAUUUUGCAUUUACAACCGUACGCUUGAGAACGCUAGCAAGUUGGCAGAGUAUUUCCAUCAUUGGACUCAUCGGUCUGGCACCCACCUUGAGCUUGAAGUCAUUGAGUCGAUAGAAAAGCAGUGGCCUACACGCUUCCGCCAACCGACUAUAGUCAUUUCUUGCCUCCCUGGCCAGCAGGUGGGGAGUGAGGAGAUGGUCGAUGUGCGGAUAUCCGAGCGAUGGCUGCAGAGUACCACUGGAGGAGUAUUCCUCGAGGUUGCGUACGGCCCGUGCAAAACCCCGCUGAUGGAGCAGAUGCUUCCUUUUGCAACGAAAGGAUGGGUGGUGGUGGAUGGACUGAGUCUUCUGGUUGAACAGGGUAUUGCCCAAUAUGAGAUUUUUACUAAACGGCCUGCUCCGGUUCAUGUCAUGCGGAAAGUGAUAUACGAGCUGUCGAAGGAGAAUGGGACCCAGAACAGAAAGAAGACCUCAACUACAUCCGUAUCUAUUCUCAGUGUGCGCAUCACGCAUCAAUAUCAAACCGACAAAAUGACCUACCAACCUGCCAUCAUGAGCGCUUCACUCGGCCGCGCCUGGCUGCACGACCUAUCCUACAAAAUCGACCAAGCCGCCGCAGCAGGCUUCCAAGGUCUAGAAAUUUUCUAUGAGGAUCUCGAGUAUGAAGCACGCAAGCUGUCCGGCACGGAUAACCCAACAACUACCCAUCUCCUUGCAGCAGCAGCGCACAUCCACGGCAUAUGCACCACCCACGGCAUCACCAUCAUCGGCCUCCAACCCUUCCUCUUCUACGAGGGCCUAAAGGACCGGACGCAACACACGCAUCUCCUGGAGAAGAUGAAGCUGUGGCUUCAGCUUGCCAAAAGCCUACACACAGACACCAUACAAAUCCCCGCCAACUUCCUCCCCGCGGAGCAACUCAUCGACGACAGAGAUAUCAUUGCGUCUGAUUUGAGACUAUUGGCCGACCUAGGUGCCGCAGAAACACCUGCCAUCCGAUUCGCAUACGAGCCUCUCUGCUGGAGCACGCAUAUCGACACUAUCGAGAAAGCCUGGGACGUCGUGCGCCGGGUCGACCGUCCCAAUUUUGGGGUUUGCCUGGAUACGUUCAACAUUGCGGGCCGGGUGUGGGGGGAUCCGGUUACGCCGACAGGGCGAACGGAUAAUGCGGAUCAGGAACUACAGAAAACGCUGGAGUGGAUGGUGAAGGAGGUUGACGUGGAAAGGGUGUUUUAUAUACAAGUUGUUGAUGCGGAGCGGAUGCGUACACCACUGGUGGCUGGCCAUCCGUUUUAUGCGGAUGGGCAGCCGGCGAGGAUGAGUUGGUCGCGGAAUGCGAGGACAUUUAUGUAUGAGGAUGAGCGCGGGGGGUAUCUGCCGUGCGAGGAGGUCGCCAGGGCGAUUAUUCAGGGAAUGGGGUAUCAAGGGUUCGUGUCCAUGGAGUUGUUCUCAAGGACGAUGUCGUCGGAGGGAAGCCAUGUUCCUGUUGAGCAUGCGCGGAGGGGGAUCAAGGCUUGGGAGAUGCUGAAGGAGAGAUUGCAGUUGCAGUAG
This is a messenger RNA of Aspergillus fischeri NRRL 181, 3339 nucleotides long. Its product is annotated as putative pentafunctional AROM polypeptide. The record is from RefSeq and is a predicted model, not a curated record. Gene Ontology annotation, biological process: shikimate metabolic process; chorismate biosynthetic process. NCBI's taxonomy places the organism in Eukaryota, Fungi, Ascomycota, Eurotiomycetes, Eurotiales, Aspergillaceae. The coding region runs from base 1 to 3339 and encodes 1112 amino acids. Gene Ontology annotation, molecular function: 3-dehydroquinate dehydratase activity; shikimate 3-dehydrogenase (NADP+) activity. The transcript has 3 exons.